AUGCCUUCAGAUGAAUUAUUUGGUGGAGCGGACUUUCAGAAGGCGUGCAAAGCUGUUAUCGCCGCUCUUCAUCGUCUACAUUUGCCAGACGAGAAGACGCAUCAAGAGACGGCAACGGCCAUGUUUCCGCACCAGAAGAUACGUGUACCUUUACCGCAGUUUUGGCACCACGGCCGUGAAAAUGACGAUUUAAACACUAGGCUUGUCGCUCAUCAGACAAUGAAUACUUGA
Molecule: messenger RNA, 231 nt
Organism: Pyricularia pennisetigena
Lineage: Eukaryota; Fungi; Ascomycota; Sordariomycetes; Magnaporthales; Pyriculariaceae
Exons: 2
Coding region: 1-231 (76 amino acids)
Source: RefSeq, a predicted model, not a curated record